Molecule: messenger RNA, 1254 nt
Organism: Callorhinchus milii (elephant shark)
Lineage: Eukaryota; Metazoa; Chordata; Chondrichthyes; Chimaeriformes; Callorhinchidae
Product: serine/arginine-rich splicing factor 5
Exons: 8
Coding region: 102-929 (275 amino acids)
Cellular component (GO): ribonucleoprotein complex; nucleus; cytoplasm
Molecular function (GO): mRNA binding
Source: RefSeq, a predicted model, not a curated record
GGGACGAGACGCGGCCUCCAUUUUGUGGCUCGGCUUUUAUUAUAGCUGCGUCACUGCAGCGGCUCGGCGUUUGGGACCAGCAACCUUAUACUUUAUUUGGAAUGAGCUCCCGUGUAUUCAUUGGGCGAUUGAGCCCUUAUGCCACUGAACAAAAAGUGGAGAAAUUCUUCAAAGGAUAUGGACGAAUCAAGGAGAUAGAUUUGAAAAAUGGCUUUGGAUUUGUGGAGUUUGAAGAUUAUAGAGAUGCUGAUGAUGCAGUUUAUGAACUGGAUGGAAAAGAGUUGUGCAAUGAAAGAGUUACAGUUGAACACGCCAGAACACGCGGUAGUGGAAGGCGAGGACGAUUCCAGGGUCGAUUUAAUCAAAGCUGGACUCGCAGUGGAGGAAGAAAUGGGCCUCCUAUUCGUACAGAAAACCGAGUGAUUGUUGAGAACUUAUCUUCCAAAGUUAGCUGGCAGGAUCUGAAAGAUUUCAUGAGGCAGGCUGGAGAGGUUACCUUUGCGGAUGCACACAGGCACAAACUGAAUGAAGGAAUUGUUGAGUUUGCCUCGUACAGUGAUUUGAAGAAUGCUCUUGACAAACUCUCAGGCACAGAACUCAAUGGAAGGAGGAUCAGACUUGUUGAAGAACGCAAGCAGGGCAGGUCUCGCAGCAGGUCUCGUUCCCAUAGCCGUAGCUCUUCCAGAUCUCGCAGUCGAUCUCGCUCCAGGAGCCGCAGGUCCUACACUAGAUCAAAGAGUAGAUCCAGGAGUAGGAGCCGCAGUAAAUCCCGGUCUCGUAGCAGAUCACCUGCUCCUGCCAAGGAACAAAAAGCGGGUUCACCAUCGCCUGCAAAAUCCGCAUCAGUGGAGCGUGCAAGAUCUCGAACCCGGUCUCGGUCAAAGUCAAAGUCUCGUUCCCGAUCACCCUCAGUUGAAAGUGCAGAUUAAGCAGUAUGUUAAUGUCAUAAAGUGGACUUUUGCCCAAGUGAGUGAAAGUUGAUUUAAAAUAUGGUAAGUAGGAUGUGGUAAAUUUCUGUUAAACAAUACAAACCUUAAUUUGUUUACUUCAUCCAGAGAAGGUAUAGUCCUUAAAAGUCCUUUUGACUAUAGUGUUCUUGUAUAGUUCAGAUUUAUAUUCAGAAAAUGGUCAUUUUUUCUCCACUUAAUCUGUGCUUGUUUAUCCAACAUUGAUUUGUUAACAUUCUCAUCCUUUGCUCAUUUGCUGACAUUGAUUUUAAACAUCUGUAGCAUUAAAUGCAAUGGUAUGAAAUUA